Messenger RNA from Anthonomus grandis grandis, 2078 nucleotides. RefSeq names its product gamma-1-syntrophin. Gene Ontology annotation, cellular component: intracellular anatomical structure; dystrophin-associated glycoprotein complex. Bases 268 to 1791 code for a protein of 507 amino acids. NCBI's taxonomy places the organism in Eukaryota, Metazoa, Arthropoda, Insecta, Coleoptera, Curculionidae. The record is from RefSeq and is a predicted model, not a curated record. Gene Ontology annotation, molecular function: protein binding; structural molecule activity. The transcript has 9 exons.
AUUCCUUCAUUUUUCUGGAAUCUGGAAAGUGGGGCAAUCAGAAUUCUGGAUUUGGUGAAUUUGGUGUCAUGUCACGUCUGAUCGGUUUGUUUUGAUAUGGAUUUUAGAUAUAUCCACGAAAUGAAGAAGAAAGCAAUUUAUCAAUUUUCACGGGUCCCUAAGCGUGUCUCGUAUGGAUUUACCACUUCCCAAUCAUACAAAUUGUGUUAAAAAUUUAAUAUGAAGGAGCUUGCAAUGCAUAUUAGCUGAAAAUCAACAGGGUUCAAAAUGAAAAUAAAUGCUAGGAGGAUGAGCACUCCAAUUGAAGAAAAACUGGACCAAAAAUUGAAAGUAAGAAUGGGCAUGGUCUCGGUUAGUGAUGGUAAGAGCCGACCAAUACCAUUAAGAUUGCAUUUGUCCAUGGAAAUUCUUAAACUUCAAAAAGAAGAACCACUACCAGCAGAUCAUAAACCUUUAAGUUCAAAGGAAAGAAUGGUACAAAUUCGACGGGACAAGGUAGGUGGUUUGGGUCUUAGCAUUAAAGGAGGAGCAGAGCAUAAGUUGCCAAUACUGAUUUCAAAAAUUUAUAAAAACCAAGCUGCUGACAGGACAGGAGAUCUUUUCGUAGGUGAUGCGAUCAUAAAAGUAAACGGUGAAUAUAUCACUGCUUGCCCUCAUGACGAUGCUGUCAAUAUUUUGAGAAAUGCCGGGGAUCUUGUUGUACUUACUGUAAAACAUUAUAAAGCUGCAACCCCUUUUCUCCAGAAGCAAGAAGACAAAUAUUCUCAACAGACUGAUAGCAAUAGUGAAAAGGAAGCUUCAGAUGAGAGCUUUCGGAUAACUUCAAAUAGCACUAGUAGUAGGCCCAGCUCUAUUUGUUCUGAGAUGGACCAAGAGCCAAUUCAAACUCACUGGGUUGAUUUUAUUACAGUACCUUUAAUGAUGGCAUAUGUGACUCGAUAUAUUUUUGGUACUGACAAGUUAAGGCCAAACUCAUUUGAAGUUAGAGGCCUUAACGGGGUUAGUACAGGAAUAAUACAUUGUGAUGAUUCUGCCAUACUUUCUCAAUGGCUUAAGUAUAUAAAUGGGAACAUAAUUGGCUUGACUAAUUUGCAAAUGAAGUUAUACAAUAGAAACUUUCCAGUAUCAGAAAGAAUAGAAUAUAUGGGUUGGGUUAAUGAAUGUGUAUUAAGCAAUAAUCAACCUUGGCAAAAUUAUAAGCUUCGUUUUUUGGCAUUAAAAGCGACUGAUCUUUUAUUGUUUGAUGUUCCACCGUUAAACUUAACAGACUGGAACAAUUGUGAUUUGACAUUCAAAGUGUAUCAAACGAUGUUCAGGAUAGUGAAAGACUCUGAAAAUGUUGAUGAACGACAACAUUGUUUUCUUGUGCAAACUUCUGGUCAAGAAUCCAGAUAUUUCUCUGUUGAAACUCGUCAAGAAUUGUUACGUAUAGAAAAUGCUUGGCAUUCUGCUGUUUGCAAUGCUGUUAUGAAAUUAGGUAGCAAAACUUUUACUGUAAAUUAUAAUGGGAAAACUGCUGCUAUAACAUUAGAUUGGAACAUUGGAUUUUCCUUAUUUGAAGGAGACUCUAAAACAAUAAUUUGGCAGUAUAAAUUUUCCCAACUUAGAGGAUCUUCCGACGAUGGAAAGUCCAAACUAAAAUUACAUUUCCAAGAUAUAGAAACUAAGGCAAUAGAGACCAAAGAAUUAGAAUGCUCAAUUCUCCAAAGUCUUCUCUACUGCAUGCACUCAUUUUUGACUGCAAAAGUGGCUUCUGUGGAUCCAGGAUUUCUUUGUUCAACUGAGCCUUAGGAUAAUUGUUAGCUUCAGGUUUUUAAAUUGUUAAUAUUGUCUAAUAUUACGCUUAUAGCAGUGUAAGUUGGUACUGAAUUUGAAACUGAAACCAAUAUAAAUGUUUUUUCUUGUUAUAUGAUUGAAAUCGUAAAUAUAUACUCUUGUUUCCAUAUAUAUUAAAAAAGAACAGUAGCUUUUAGAGUCCGUGUGAUUCCAUAGAUUUAAGGGUUUUCUUUGAUAUAAUGCAAUAGAUUAUUGAUUUAAAAGACAAUUAUUAAACCCAUUGGAUGUUUGUGUAGAUUUAA